AUGCCUCGUUUUCAUAAAGUUGAAAUCAAUAAAACAGAAUGGAUUGUCCCAGAAAGAUAUCAGAUGCUUACACCUGUAGGCUCAGGUGCUUACGGACAAGUUUGUUCCGCAAUCGAUACUUUGCAUAAUAUGAAAGUGGCAAUAAAGAAACUAGCUAGACCUUUUCAGUCUGCUGUGCAUGCCAAGAGAACCUAUCGUGAACUUAGAAUGUUGAAGCAUAUGAACCAUGAGAAUGUUAUUGGUUUGCUGGAUGUGUUUAGUCCUGAAAAAACACUAGAAGAGUUUCAACAAGUUUACCUUGUCACACAUUUAAUGGGGGCCGAUUUGAACAAUAUUGUUCGGACCCAGAAAUUGUCUGAUGACCAUGUCCAGUUCUUAGUUUAUCAAAUUCUUCGUGGUCUAAAAUACAUACACUCAGCAGGAAUCAUUCACAGGGACUUAAAACCAUCUAACAUUGCUGUGAAUGAAGACUGUGAAUUGAAAAUCUUAGAUUUUGGUCUAGCCAGACCUACUGAAACUGAAAUGACUGGCUAUGUUGCUACAAGAUGGUACCGUGCACCAGAAAUUAUGCUAAACUGGAUGCAUUACAACCAGACAGUUGACAUUUGGUCAGUUGGUUGUAUCAUGGCUGAGUUACUGACUAGCAGGACCCUGUUUCCAGGUUCUGACCACAUCCAUCAAUUGAACUUGAUCAUGGAAGUUUUGGGUACCCCUGCUCAGGAGUUAAUGCAGAAAAUAUCCUCAGAAUCAGCCAGGAACUACAUCCAAUCUCUACCGACGCUGAAGAGGCGAGAUUUCCGAGAGGUGUUCCGUGGCGCCAACCCUCUCGCGAUCAAUUUGCUUGAACUGAUGUUGGAAUUAGACGCAGACAAGCGCAUAACGGCGGAGCAGGCGCUUGCUCACGAGUACCUAGCGCAGUACGCUGACCCUGAUGACGAACCGGUGUCGGCGCAAUACGACCAGAGCUUCGAGGAUAUGGAGAUGCCUGUCGACAAAUGGAAAGAACUCGUGUGGAAAGAAGUUGUGGAGUUCAAACCUCACCCGCAGCACAUGAACACAGUGGUCGAAGUAAACCCCUCUUAA
This is a messenger RNA of Arctia plantaginis, 1083 nucleotides long. NCBI's taxonomy places the organism in Eukaryota, Metazoa, Arthropoda, Insecta, Lepidoptera, Erebidae. The record is from the annotation of a GenBank genome assembly.